AUGUCUUCUUCAGAUCAAGAUGAAGGUGAAAUGAAGAGAUUUGCUAAUUGGAUACUUGAUGUUAGAAAUGGAAAUAUUGGUUCUGUUGUUGGUGAUGAAUCAGAAAUUACAUAUAUUUUUAGAGUAGGGGCAAUUCUUGCACCCACGCUUAAGAGUGUCGAAAAGGUAAACGAUUUCGUCUUGACAAUCUUUCUAGGGAUGGAAAAGAAGUAUUUGAGUUUUGACACAGCAUGUCAAGCUGAUGAGAAUGAAGAUGUACAACAAGAGUGGUUCACACCAGAGUUCCUAAAUGACAUCAAAUGUUCGGGACUACCCAAUCACAAGUUGACUUUAAAACCGGGAGUCGCUAUAAUGCUACUGCGAAAUAUAGACCAAACUUCAGGUUUAUGCAAUGGAACAAGAUUAAUAGUUAACGAACUUGGAAACAACGUAAUUGGAGCGACAGUUAGGGCUGGAAUAGUGACUGGUAGAAAUAUUAGAGAUAAAGUGUACAUUCCGAGAAUGAACUUGAUCCCUUCAGAUUCAGGAUUGCCAUUUAAGUUUCAACGGAGACAAUUUUCAUUAACAGUAUGCUUUGUAAUGACCAUUAACAAGAGUCAAGGUCAAUCAUUAUCACAUGUAGGACUUUACUUGUCAAAAUCAGUGUUCACUCAUGGACAACUUUAUGUUGCUUUGUCAAGAGUUAAGAGUCGCAGUGGCCUCAGGGUUUUAAUUCUGGACGAAGACGGCAAUCCAAAGUCAUCAACAAUAAAUGUCGUGUUCAAAGAAGUUUUUAAUAAUAUUUAA
Molecule: messenger RNA, 786 nt
Organism: Arachis ipaensis
Lineage: Eukaryota; Viridiplantae; Streptophyta; Magnoliopsida; Fabales; Fabaceae
Source: RefSeq, a predicted model, not a curated record